ACCGAAUAACAGUUUUCACUGUAUCCCCUCGCACUUUCGACGGCCCAACAACAAGUGGAUCCCUGGCUUCUCUUGCCUUCCCCCGUUCCCGGUGACUGCAUGACCACACCACACCCAAUCCCUUUCCUAAUUUCCUCGACGCAACGAACCAAAGGAUUAGAAGAAGAAUCCCCAAGAGGUCGAAACCCUAGAGGUUCAAUCCGAGCACUCCGAACUAUCCUGAUUCAACGCUCGGACCCACUGUCCUAGGUCCCCACACCUCCCCGGCCUCCUGGGGCGUCGGCCCGGAGAGGCGCCUCUUUUCGGCGGAUUUCGUCAUCUGGAAGGUGAUUUCCCCGAAGCUUUGUUGGCUCGGAUCUGCGGCGACCUGGGAGGGCGCCACCGUGGAGAUGGCGAUUCCGGCGUGGUAGCGCCCAAUUCGGAGGCUUUUCCGCCGCGGUCCGGCGGAAAGGGUUGGCCUUUCGGCGGUUGUCGCGGCGCUGGGCGAUCGGAUUACUACAGGGGGUGGCCUGGAUUCUGCAUCCGUGUCGUUGUAGGAAAACAGGCGUCUGCAUGGGCAUGCUUGUACACUUGUUCAUGUCUUUAUUUGUUUUCUCGAUCUGUCCUGGUUCAAAGCAUCAAUUUUUGCCGCUCAAUUUGAGGGCCAAUAUAAUUUUUUGUUAUUUCCUGCUAGUUUCUAUCGAAUAAUCUGCUUUAUUACAGAAGAAAGAGGAAAAAACAGGAACAAAAAACGAAAAAAAAACAAAAACAGAUAAAAUCAGGAGAAACAAAACGGAGAAUUUUUAGUGGACAAAUGGCUGUGUAUUACAAGUUCAAGAGUGCCAAAGACUAUGACUCGAUCCCGAUCGAGGGCCAAUUUAUCUCUGUUAUCAACCUGAAGGAGAGGAUAUUUGAGUCCAAGCAUCUUGGCAGAGGCAAAGAUUUCGACCUGAUGAUCUCAAAUGCACAGACUGAUGAAGAGUAUGCUGAAGAGUCUAUCAUGAUACCAAAGAACACAUCAGUGUUGAUUCGCCGGAUGCCAGGACGCCCAAGGAUGCCAAUUGUCACUGAACCAGAAGAGAUAAUAGGCGCAGAAAAUAGGGUAGGAGAAGUCAUGCCUUCUGGUAGCGCUUUUCUUGGUGAUUCAUCUAUGAAAUAUCCUGAAGAAUCUGAGUGGGAUGAUGAGUUUGGAAGUUCUCUAUAUGUUUAUGACUCGGUUCCUUCUGAGCCUGCUAGCCAGGCAAUUGGUGCUUCUAAUGAAAAUGAAAUUGAUGAAGAUAGUAAAAUAAAAUCUCUUAUUGAUACAGCAGCUCUUGACUACAGCCAAAUCCCUGAUGGACAUGGCUCCGGAAGAGGGUAUGGCAGAGGGAUGGGUGGAAGAAUGAUGUCUGGGCGUGGUUUUGGGCGUGAGCUAGGUCGGCUGGAAAGCAGGACACCUCCUCCUGGCUAUGUUUGUCAUAGAUGUAAAGUACCUGGCCAUUUCAUCCAACAUUGCCCAACAAAUGGUGACAAUAGAUAUGAUGUGAAAAGGGUGAAGCCUCCAACUGGCAUUCCAAAGUCUAUGUUAUUGGCAACUCCAGAUGGCUCGUAUGCAUUGCCUAGUGGGGUUGGUGCUGUUUUGAAGCCAAAUGAAGCUGCUUUUGAGAGGGAGAUAGACGGCUUACCCACCAUCCGCUCUGUUGGUGAUCUCCCACCAGAGUUGCAUUGCCCGUUGUGUAAAGAAGUAAUUAAGGAUGGUGUUCUAACUAGUAAAUGCUGCUUUAGGAGUUUCUGUGAUAAAUGCAUUAGAGACUACAUAAUUAACAAGUCAAUGUGUGUUUGUGGUGCCACAAGCAUAUUAGCAGAUGAUCUUCUCCCCAAUAAAACACUAAGAGAAACAAUCAGCCGCAUAUUAGAGGCACCGCCAACUAGCAGUACAGGCAACGCUGGAAGCAUGGCACAAUUACAGGCCAUGGAGACGGCUCUACCUGUACAACCGAAGGUUAGGUCUCCUGCUGUUUCUGCUGCUUCAAAGGAAGAGCCUAAAGCACCGACGCCUAUAGAAGAAUCUCCAUAUGCUCAUAGCCAUGGUGGAGUGAAAGCUAAUGUUGGUGUGAGUUCUUCAGAUAAGAAAGCUGCAAUAAUUACAGAUGCCACUGAAGGGACAAUGGAUUCUAAGAAUGUGAAAGAAGGAAAAACACCAGAAGCGACUCAUGUCGCAAAAGAGUUGCAUGGAAAGUUUCCUGCAGGUGAACAAGCUGGAAAGAAGAAAAAGAAGAAGGCGGCACGUGCACAAGGGAAUGCUGAGGAGGAGGUGAAGAAUUAUCAAGAUAACGGAGCUCAGAAUUUUGUUGCCAUGCCUUUUGUUCCGGCAGAAGGUUUUAACCCUUACUGCAGAGGGGGAAUGCCACUGGCAAUGGAAUACAUUGGUGCACAAUUUCAAGCUCCCAUGCCUUACAUGGGUUAUCCGCCACCAGGCCCAUUUGACCAUUUUGGUGUAGUUCUCCCACAGCCACAAGACCAUUUUAUGCCCCCAGCAUACAUGAUGCCAACAGUUCCUAGGGACCUUUCUCACUUAGCAGUUAAUAGUAUGGGCAUGAACAUGGGCCCACAAGUUGUGAGAAGGGACGAAUUUGAGGCCAUGGAACCUGAUAGGAGGAGACAUGAAAUGGAUCGAUUCAAUGGAAGGUUCACUGUGCUCACCCCUACACAAUGUUGUACAGAAUGGGAGAGGGAGCGGGAACUGGCCCGCAGGUGGGAAAGGGAGCGGGAGAGGCAAAGGGAGGAUGGCCAUGAUCAGGAUCGCUAUCAACAUGGAGACAGGGAGUAUCCAAGGGAACCAUCAGGAGCCAUUAACGAUAGUUCCUCGACGAGGCCUCAUGAUAGGUCGAGGCCCCAGUUGAAGAAGAGGUCGGAGCGUGCACUGACGCUGCCGUCACUUAGCCCCAAACGGCACUCUCGUCGUUCCCCCCACCGCUCCUCCAACUCCGGCAAGAAGCGCUCCUCCCCUGACCGCUACGACGACCCGCCCCUCCCCCCGCCACCACCACCGUCCAUGUCAAGGCACAAGGCAGAGCACGUGAAGGCGGCGGGAGCAGCCACUGGGGAGGACCAGCGUUCCAAGUCCAAGGCCAGCGUCUUCUCUCGCAUCAGCUUCCCUGGCGAUAGCAACACCUCUGACGCCAAGCGUAGCCACAGGUCGUCCUCCAACAAGCGCCCUGGGUCCUCAUCUUCAUCGAAGAGAGGCGCAGAGGCUGGGAACAACAGCCGUCACCACCGCCGCGAGCGGGAGACGACCUUGGUGAAGGAGGAGAGGCAGAGGCCUGCGGCUAUUCAGUAUGACGAGGAGGAGCAAUCGAGCGAGGAGGAGAAGCACUUCAAGAGGCGUAUGCCGUCCUCCACGCAGGAGCGGGUGCGGGAGCGCGAGGAACCGCAGGACUUGCGCCGGUCCAGGGAGCGGGGUGAAGGCCACCGGCUCAACGGUGGAGGCCACAAGCGCCGGUGAACCUACAGGCCCUUGCUGCCCCCCAUUCUCCGGUGAUGGGGCGUCUAUGAUAAUAAGCGUUGCCAGAUGUGUAGAGUAGAGCAGAGCACCUGCGUCUGUUUCUCUUUGUUUGUCCUGUAGUCUUGUAAAUUGACCUUUGUUGGAUUUGAAUUUGGGAUUUCAAGUUUAAUGAAAUAAUCAGAGAUGAUGAGUAUUAAUAAGUA
Molecule: messenger RNA, 3666 nt
Organism: Brachypodium distachyon (stiff brome)
Lineage: Eukaryota; Viridiplantae; Streptophyta; Magnoliopsida; Poales; Poaceae
Product: E3 ubiquitin ligase PARAQUAT TOLERANCE 3
Exons: 16
Coding region: 794-3463 (889 amino acids)
Biological process (GO): ubiquitin-dependent protein catabolic process; protein ubiquitination; mRNA processing
Cellular component (GO): nucleus
Molecular function (GO): ubiquitin protein ligase activity; zinc ion binding; nucleic acid binding
Source: RefSeq, a predicted model, not a curated record